AUGUCCAAGACCCACAUAAGCACAGUGGUCAAAGGUAGCAUAGGAUAUAUGGACCCUGAAUACUAUCAGCUUCAACAGCUGAUUGAAAAGUGUGAUGUGUACUAUUUUGGUGUAGUGUUGUUAGAAGUAUUGUGUGCAAGACCACCGUUGCUUCAUACAAUUAAGAAGAAUCAAGUGAGCCUAGCGCAGUGGGCCCCAGAGUGCUAUCACAACAAAAUGCUUGAUCAGAUUGUCGAUCAGUUUUUGAAGGGUGCGAUCAAGCCGAAGUGUCUGAAGAAAUUUGGUAAUGUUGCGGUGAAUUGUUUGCUUGAUGACGGUACCAAACGGCCAUCCAUGAAUGAGGUAGUGUGGGGCCUUGAGUUGGCAUUACAAAUGCAGAAGAGCGCCAAUGAUAUCAGUCUUUGUGGGGAAAUGAAUGAACCCUUGUUUCAAGAGUUGGCAAAAGGCAACAGUGACAACGUGUUUAAUUCUAGCAAGUAG
This is a messenger RNA of Corylus avellana, 480 nucleotides long. NCBI's taxonomy places the organism in Eukaryota, Viridiplantae, Streptophyta, Magnoliopsida, Fagales, Betulaceae. The record is from RefSeq and is a predicted model, not a curated record.